Molecule: messenger RNA, 1832 nt
Organism: Camarhynchus parvulus
Lineage: Eukaryota; Metazoa; Chordata; Aves; Passeriformes; Thraupidae
Gene: C14H16orf91
Product: chromosome 14 C16orf91 homolog
Exons: 2
Coding region: 25-579 (184 amino acids)
Source: RefSeq, a predicted model, not a curated record
GUGGAAGCAUCACUGUUGCCGUCGAUGAACGCCGAACGCGCCAUCUGCGGUCACUAUGCCGCCUCCUGUGGUGCGGUUCGGCACGCCCCUGGCCCAGGGUCCUGUCGGCCUUGCCCUCACCGCGGCAGCUGCGUUGAGCCGCGGCCCAGCCCACCGAGCCCUCGCGCUUCCGCUUCCGCUCCGGCUCACGUAAAGUGGGGGAUGGUCCGGGCGCUGGGUCGCUGGCGGGCGCGGCGAGCCCCGUGUCUGCCCGGGCCUCGGCGGGGGCUGGCACGACGGCGGAACCCGGAGGAUGCGGCGGGCGCGGGUCCGGAGGGCAAGGGGCCCAUUCCCUUCUCCGGCAGCAAGCCCAGUCCGCGGUUUUGGAGCGUUAGGCGGUCGAUGGGGAACGACCACGAGAGGCCGUCGGUGAAGGUGCUGCCUCUUAGUGUGCUAGGCGCAGGGCAGUUGCUAUGGUGUGUGUUCACAGAGAACAGGGAGACCGACGAGCGACUGGAAGCGGUUCUCUUCGGCCAGAUCGUGGACUCAGAUACGGCCCAGGAAAGCAAUGCUCCUCUUCAGCUGCUGAAAGAGAACUGAGCACGGGAGUGCGGCUGCCGUGAGGGAGCUGACAAAAGUUUGCUGGCAUUCAGCUUUUUAAAAGCAGUACUGGCGCUGUAAUGAAAAAAACAUGUUUUUCUAGUUUUUCGGCAGCCUUAUCUUGCAAGUUUGAUUUCUUCACGGUGUUUUCUGUGCCGGUCUUGCUGUAGUAAUUUACACUGGUAGGAAAAGGUGUAGUUUCUGGAUUGCACAGGUAGGGAUGAACUGGAUGUAUUGCAAUCAAGUUGAACUUGAAAGUAAGUUUUAUGCAACCCAUCAUUUUUCUAUGAAUCGUUUUUCUUAGCGGAUUGUUGUAUUAAAAAAUACCUAAUGUGAUUGUCUGUGAAAUUACUGCUUAAGGUGACUUUCAUUUCACAUUUUGGUAGUUAAAGAAUAUGUUCUGUUUAUACUGAAGACAGCUGUAAAGGAAUGAUUAAUUACUAUGCAGUUAUGUUCUGAAUUUUUGUAUGUAAUUCUCCUCAUUAAUGUAGAAAUUACCUUCAAGGGUGCAUUCUUUGUGAACUAGAACUUUCUGGACUUGGUUGAUUUACACGGUCAAUACUGGCAGGAGAGUAUUUUGCCCAAAAUCAAAAUGUUGGCUUGUGUUAUAUUGGGGAUGUCUCAUUGAACAAUACAGUACCUAGGCUUUUUGUGCAGGUUCAUAGAUAUUCAAGCUUGCACUCUCUGGAAACUUUUCUUGGAGAGGAGAAAUGUAAAAUACUAACAUGACUUUGUUCCCUUCAAAAUUAGAGGCUUUUUAAAGUUCUCAAAUGGAAAAAUGGAAAAUCAGGUUUGUAUCAUGAAAAUCCCUAGUUAAAACCCCAACACCAACAAAGAUGAUAGCAGCUAUUAAGAUAGGCUGAAGCUAUGGAGAAAUUGGGGGUAGCAUCACAUUUGUGUAAUACCACUGAUUAGUCUGAACAACAUGCACUACUGUGGCUUUUGAUUUUGCUGUAGAGUCCCUUAACCACAUGAUGCUACAUUUGAUUUGGUAGUGUCUCAAAGUUUAAUCUUGGUAUUCAGCUUUUACUACAGUGGAAUGUUGCAAGUGAGAUCCAUGGGGGCAUCCUGGUGAAUGAGUGAAACAAUAAUCCUGGUUUGGGUUUUUUAGCUUGUUUGUUUGUUUGUUUGUUUAAUAUAUUGAAGCUCAGGUGUAAUGCCUGUUGCUUCUGACUAGCCUUCUUGCACCAUAUUCUGUGGAAACAAUGAAUUGUAUAAGAAAUACAGAGCUGCCCCUCCGUAUGUGUUUAUAC